UCUUUCAAAAUGAGUCUUAAAAAGGAGGAUGUGGUGGCAUUUUUGGAAAAGAAUCCGGCAUUUACUGAUAAAUAUUUCAAGAAGAAACUCAAGCCAGAGACUAUAGCAACUGCGUUUGGCCGGAAAGGUCUGGCUGUUGAUUUUGCUACAUUCCGUGAACUUGUUCAGGUAGAAGAAAGCGAAAUCCUCUUUGAACUUAUAAAAGACAUGCAAGAAAGUAUAAACAUGGAAAAAGUUGUAUUUAAGACUCUAAGGAGAAUCAGUUGUCUUAUUCAUGCAGAUCGAUGUAGUCUCUUCAUGUACAGGCAAAGAAAUGGUACUGCUGAGUUAGCCACAAGACUUUUCAAUAUCCAGAUGGACAGUAAAUUGGAAGAUUGUCUGGUACCACCUGACAGCGAAAUUGUGUUUCCUUUGGAUAUUGGCAUUGUAGGACAUGUUGCACACACAAAGAAAACCAUUAACAUCAGGGACGUUUCUGAGAAUACAAUAUACAGCAAAUUUGCAGAUGAACUUACAGAUUAUGCUACAAAGAGUGUACUGGCUACACCUAUUAUGAAUGGAAAAGAUGUAGUGGCCGUUAUUAUGGCAGUCAACAAAACUGAUGGUUCCUUCUUUACUAAAAAGGACGAAGAUAUGUUUUUGAAGUACUUAAAUUUUGCCUCAUUAAAUCUGAAAAUUUAUCACUUGAGCUAUCUACAUAACUGUGAAACACGACGAGGACAGGUACUGUUAUGGUCAGCAAACAAAGUGUUUGAAGAGCUUACAGAUAUUGAAAGACAAUUCCACAAGGCCUUUUAUACUGUCAGAGCAUAUCUAAACUGUGACAGGUAUUCUGUUGGACUUUUGGACAUGGCGAAAGAUAAGGAAUUCUUUGACUUGUGGCCUGUUCUGAUGGGAGAGGUUCCUCCCUAUUCUGGACCACGUACACCAGAUGGAAGGGAAAUUGUAUUCUACAAGGUUAUUGAUUACAUCCUGCAUGGAAAGGAAGACAUCAAAGUUAUUCCAAACCCCCCUGCAGAUCACUGGGCUCUGGUUAGUGGGCUCCCGACAUUUGUUGCAGAGAGUGGAUUUAUUUGCAACAUUAUGAAUGCAGCUGCAGAUGAAAUGUUCAAAUUUCAGAAAGAGCCAUUGGACGAAUCUGGCUGGCUUAUUAAAAAUGUUCUCUCAAUGCCGAUUGUAAACAAAAAGGAAGAAAUUGUUGGCGUUGCCACCUUUUACAACAGGAAGGAUGGAAAACCUUUCGAUGAGAUGGAUGAAACUCUGAUGGAGUCUUUGACACAGUUUCUGGGAUGGUCUGUUCUAAACACUGAUACUUAUGACAAGAUGAAUAAGCUGGAAAACCGUAAAGACAUUGCACAGGAUAUGGUGAUGUACCACUUAAAGUGUAACAAGGACGAAAUUCAAGAUAUUCUGCCAUCUCGAGAAAAACUUGGAAAAGAGCUUGAGCAAUGUGAUGACGAUGAAAUUGCACAACUACUGAAAAAACAAUUGCCAGGACCUACCAAAUUUGAAAUAUAUGAAUUCCGAUUCUCUGAUUUUGACUGCACUGAAAUUGAUCUUGUAAAAUGUGGAAUCCAAAUGUACUAUGAACUUGGUGUGGUAAAAAAGUUUCAAAUUCCCCCUGAGGCACUGGUGAGGUUUAUGUAUGCUAUGAAGAAGGGAUAUAGAAAGGUUACCUAUCACAACUGGCGUCAUGGAUUCAAUGUUGCACAAACCAUGUUCACACUUCUGAUGACUGGGAAGCUAAAGCGCUAUUAUACAGAGCUAGAAGCCAUGGCCAUGGUUACUGCAGGGUUUUGCCAUGAUAUAGAUCACAGAGGAACUAAUAAUCUUUACCAGAUGAAAUCUCAACAUCCUUUAGCAAAAUUACAUGGAUCUUCAAUUUUGGAAAGACAUCACUUGGAGUUUGGAAAGUUUCUACUGGCAGAUGAGUCUAUGAACAUUUACCAGAAUCUCAAUAGAAGACAGCACGAACAUGUCAUUCACCUGAUGGACAUUGCAAUCAUAGCUACAGAUUUGGCCCUUUAUUUUAAGAAGAGAACAAUGUUUCAGAAAAUCGUUGAUCAGUCUGAGACUUAUGAUGACCAGCAGAAGUGGACUGACUACUUGUCACUUGAAACAACAAGAAAAGAAAUCAUUAUGGCUAUGAUGAUGACAGCAUGCGAUUUAUCUGCUAUUACAAAACCAUGGGAAGUCCAGAGCAAGGUUGCUCUUUUAGUUGCGGCUGAAUUCUGGGAACAAGGUGACUUGGAGAGAACUGUGCUUCAGCAACAGCCUAUUCCAAUGAUGGACAGAAAUAAAUCUGCAGAACUGCCAAAACUCCAGUGCGGUUUCAUUGACUUUGUCUGCACAUUUGUAUAUAAAGAAUUUUCUCGCUUCCAUGUGGAAAUACAGCCAAUGUUGGAUGGUUUGAUGAAUAACAAAAAAGAAUGGAAAGCCCUGGCAGAUGUGUAUGAGGCCAAUAUGAAGGCAAUUGAAGAUGAAAAGAAGAAGAAAGAAGAAGAAAUUGCUGCAAAGAAAGCUGCUGCAGGUGGUGGCAAUGGCAAAUCUUCAACAUGUUCAAUCAUAUAA
Messenger RNA from Bufo bufo (common toad), 2571 nucleotides. RefSeq names its product rod cGMP-specific 3',5'-cyclic phosphodiesterase subunit beta-like. NCBI's taxonomy places the organism in Eukaryota, Metazoa, Chordata, Amphibia, Anura, Bufonidae. The transcript has 22 exons. The coding region runs from base 10 to 2571 and encodes 853 amino acids. Gene Ontology annotation, cellular component: photoreceptor outer segment membrane. Gene Ontology annotation, biological process: signal transduction; retina development in camera-type eye. The record is from RefSeq and is a predicted model, not a curated record. Gene Ontology annotation, molecular function: 3',5'-cyclic-nucleotide phosphodiesterase activity; protein binding.